AUGGAAGGACACGGCCAUGGUGACACAGCACAGCAGCUGGAAAGAGGUGAAGUUGAAGUGACGGUUCAACUUGAAGCCGGCCUAGCCCAACAGGUCACAAUGGAGGAAUGCGGAAGGGUCUUUGGCCUCUUCGGAGAGGUAGCACAGCUUGACCUCACGCGUCUCCGCGAAACAGGAGCACUGCGUGUCUGUUUCUUUGAAUCCAAAGCAGCCCUGGGGCUACAAGACUACCUGGACACCCACGGAAGCCUUUGGAGGUCGCCACCAACAGUUGCGGACUCCAAUGCCUUCCAUGCCUCCGGAAGUUCCGGCGGUUACGGGUAUUGGGAGCCUGGCCGGAUUUCCAGUCGGCGACCAUCAGACGCACAGGAAGUGAGGAACUACUUGGAAAUUGACGAAGGGCGACUCCUCCGUGGUCAGGAAUCGCGCUGUUCGUUGAUGAUUGGACAAGUGCCAAAAAACUGUGAUUCCAUCUUCGUGCUGGAGAAGCUGCGCGAGCUCGAACUGUUGCACAGACUGCGCUUCUUUUACAUGCCCAUUGACAAGAGUCGAAAGCGGCAUUUUGGAUAUGUCUUCUUAGAGGUGUCCACACCUCAGGACGUCAUCGCUCUCUUACGACUUCUACCGCGCUUGGGUGAGUUGUUGGGCACAUCGCGGUCGAACCGGCAGCUACACUUGCAUUUCGCACGGAUUCAGGCGCUGCCCUGA
Molecule: messenger RNA, 708 nt
Organism: Symbiodinium sp. CCMP2592
Lineage: Eukaryota; Dinophyceae; Suessiales; Symbiodiniaceae
Source: the annotation of a GenBank genome assembly